UAUACAUUUCUCCAUUGUCUCCGCGUCGUGUCUUCAUCCUUGCCCUCGCGUGGACAGAUUGUGACCGAGUUCUGUUCACCUGUGCGUCAUAUCGGCCCCUUUGAGUACCAACCUACUCCAUGACUGGGUCAUACAAAUCCUCGGAGAUUAGAGAAGAAUGACUGUUGAGUACUGCCGAUAAAUAUUCGGAAGUAUCAUAUAUAAACUUCCUGACACACUGGUUGAUACAGUUUUGUUUUAAUUGUGAAUCAGAGAAAGACGAUUGUGACAUUAAUGCGUUCGGAAAACUCGGGAUUGGCUUGCAUGGUUUCGAAAGAACGUACAUUCGCGGACAUCUAUAUUUCUGGUUGCGCCCAUUACACUCCUAGUGAAUCCCAGUUUGAACCACACGCAAGAGACACAAAUCAUAUGGAUGUGUUUGUGAUGCGACUGUGAUUCGGAAUGUCUGUGAACGAUAAAGACACCCAGGAUGGUCCAGCAGAACAGGUUGCAAACAGAACUGAAGACGGCAAAAGGGGGCCGGUAAAAGUGAUAAUGCUCGGGGAGUCUUCAGUUGGGAAGACAUGUUUGGUGAAGAGACUGUUGACCAGGUCCUUUGUGGAUAAUACGGAUGUGACCUACGGGGCGGCGUACGCUCCUUACACCUUCAGAGUUGGGGAAGAAGACGUCAAGAUGGGAAUAUGGGAUACGGCUGGUUCGGAGCGUUUCCGUUCCUUCAUCAGUACCUACUUCCGCCAGGCCAAGGCAGCCGUCGUCUGUUACAGUCUAGAUGACCUCGCCACAUUUGAGAAAGUCAGGUAUUGGAUAGAGAUUGUCAGACAACAUGAAGAGUCCUGUGCCAUGUAUAUAUGUGGCACCAAGGCAGAUCUGGUAACGACAAGGAAUCCAGCAGUCGUCACCUCUGAGAUGGUAGAGUCCAUAGCUCUUGAAUUGACGGCAGCUGGGAUUUAUGAAACAUCUAGUAAGACUGGUAAAAACGUAGAGUUAUUGUUCCAGAUGAUAGGAGAGGACUUCAUAAAGAGGGCUAAACAGACCGACUAUGUUAAAGACGAGACAGAAAGCAUCCAGUUGACAGAAAAUGGUGCAGCACCAACUCCUGAUGAGAAAACGGAGGUUAAACAGAAAUGCUGCUGAGGACGAGCAUCUACCAGGACUCGUGGCACAGUGUAUAACUCGAGUCUAAUAUGGUAGUUCGUUUGAUGAAACUUAUAUUGUACUCUGAGAGAAAGCAAGCUGAAUUAGGAUGCCUCUCUUGAGAUGAGGAGAACCAAGACAAUAACUAUGAGGAAUCAUCACACUUGUUCAUGACACAAAUCCCAAUUCAUUCUCUUUCUUUCCUAUUAAGUCUUCAUCUAGUAUAACAUCAGGAUCCUUCUGCCUUUAGUGUAGGUUUAUCACGCUGUGCCCUUGAAGAUAGGCCACAUAUUGCCACAGUAUUACCUAAAGUCACCUACUGGAUGUGACAGAGGUAACUCAUAUACCAGGAGAAUGACAUCUUCCUGGAACAACAUUGGGACCUGUGAUGAUCUCAGUGCGACCUUGAAGACCAUGGCAGCAACUCAGACAGGGUGCCUGGGACUAAGUAAGAUACACAGGACAUCAAGAGCCUUUUGCCUAUGGAAAGCAACUGUCUCACUCUGCUCUUGAAGACAGGCCAACGUACCAUACCUCAUUGUUACCUCCUGUACCUGAGGUACAUGGGACAGCAUCAGGACCCUUCUGUCUUUGGUAGAGCUUCUAUCUCACUGCUCUUGAAGACAGGCCAAAGUAUCUUACUAAGCAACUCAAGCAGCUCAUGUAAUCAAGGCACCUCAGGUACCUGGGACAGCAUCAGGACCCUUCUGUCUUUGGUAGAGCUUCUAUCUCACUGUGCUCUUGAAGACAGGCCAAAGUAUCUUACUAAGCAAAUCAAGCAGCCGACUUGAAGUAACUCAUGUAAUCAAGGUACCUCAGGUUCCUGGGAUAGCAACAGGACAGUUGACCAACUGCCUCACUGAGCUCUUGAAGACCAGCCCAAGCACUAUAUCACAACUAUCAGGCUCAAUUAGAGAUGGCUAUGUAGAAAGGAAAACAACUGAGAUCUAAAAUUGUAAUAGAUUUAUUGUAAAACUUUAACAAAUUGAACAGUUAA
Messenger RNA from Lineus longissimus, 2131 nucleotides. RefSeq names its product ras-related protein Rab-24-like. Gene Ontology annotation, molecular function: GTP binding; GTPase activity. The transcript has 7 exons. Gene Ontology annotation, cellular component: endosome; Golgi apparatus. NCBI's taxonomy places the organism in Eukaryota, Metazoa, Nemertea, Pilidiophora, Heteronemertea, Lineidae. The record is from RefSeq and is a predicted model, not a curated record. Bases 442 to 1134 code for a protein of 230 amino acids.